AUGUCGACGACGGACCACCUCUCUCGCCCGGAACGCGGUUCCCACCCCGAAAACGAGAGCCAGCUCAAUUACCAGAGCCACAGUCACGGUUCGACCUCCCUUCAAAACCAAAACCAGACUCACGGUCAAGCUCAGGUUCCACAUGGCCAUGGUCAAAACACCGGCUCGAUCUCCGGGCAUCAGAAAGGCAAAUCGUCGCACCGGUGCACGUACGAAGGGUGUGGAAAGACGUUUGCGACGAUCGCGCAUAUGAAGCGGCACUUGAAGACACACUCGGGCCUUCAACCGUACGAAUGCAACUAUUGCCUCAAACGAUUCGGGAGGAGUGACGUUAGGAACAAGCACGUACAAUCUACACACGAGACGGAAAAGAAUGGGGGAAGUGGGCUUGUUGGGGUGAGAGGUCCGAGGAGGAGAAGGUUUGGAAGUAGGACGGUCACAGAGGCGGAUGGAAGGGAGAAGACCCCCGGCGAGAUGAGCGGGCAUGAUGAAGAGGCGGGGACGCCAGGUGUAAACGCAGUCACCGGGAAGGCCCGAUCGUAUUCCAUGCCAGGUGGGCUGAAGCGACCUGCAUCGGUGAUCAAGGCGGAACCCAUCUCUCCCAUCUUACUCGCCACGGCAGGUUCAGUAUCGGGCCUAGGAGGAGGUCUACCUGGAUUAUCUUCUUUUGGGUCAUACCGACCUCCCCGACGAGACACCUUUGAGGAGGAGAAGCUUGAAGACGUCCUGCUAGAGGAUAUCAACAGGCGGGCGCAAGAGCAUCCGAUACAAACAACCACGCCCCGAACGGUCAGCUUCCUAAGCUACAUGCCGCCCGCGUCGGGACCGACAUCGGCGUCGUCCAUGUCCAUGUUGUCCUCUUCUUCCGCCUCGGGGGGUUUGCCGACUUCCUCAUCGAUCUCAUCGGGCAUGUCGUUCCAGUCACCGACGUACAACCAGUUGCCACCCAUCAAGUGGGAUGGAGGGUACUUUUCCGAAUCGACGGAACAGAGGUUGGGGAAGAACAAACAGGACGAAACGUUGAGUUAUGCUAUCCCGGGCGUGCGACAGGAGCCACAACAGCCGGUCUCCUCGUAUCAUCAACAUGCGCUGGGCUCGUCGAUGCACUCGCAGUCGUUACCUCAGCGAACUCCGAUGUUUCACUCGCGACCCAUGCUUUACAAUAUGGACCCGUCCCAAUCGUUGACUUCACGAAGUACCUUCGCUCCAGAUCCAUUGCCUUUCCACCCCGGGCAUACAUCUUCGCUCUCGCACCCGCCCUCAUUCUCACUCCCGAACCCGAACACGCCUUCCUUCGGCUUAGGCCAGAGUCUCCCCGCUGGACCUCUGGACAAUCUCCCAAAUUUGAACGUGUAUAUCCCGCGGACGUCGAUGUACGGCAACGGACCGAUGUCUGCUCCCGCCCAAUCGGAUCUCGCAAGGUACAACUCUAUACCGAGCCUGGGAGCGACGGGGUAUGAGACGAUGAAGUCGACAUCGAAUCUCGCAGGCAGAUCGGUGGAUCCAGUUCAAGAGGCGAAGCAGUAUGACGGUAAGAACGGGCAUCCUCGCGGUGAUCGUCAUCUGUUAUUGAAGCGCUAA
Molecule: messenger RNA, 1581 nt
Organism: Filobasidium floriforme
Lineage: Eukaryota; Fungi; Basidiomycota; Tremellomycetes; Filobasidiales; Filobasidiaceae
Exons: 4
Coding region: 1-1581 (526 amino acids)
Biological process (GO): regulation of transcription by RNA polymerase II
Cellular component (GO): chromatin
Molecular function (GO): RNA polymerase II cis-regulatory region sequence-specific DNA binding; DNA-binding transcription factor activity, RNA polymerase II-specific
Source: RefSeq, a predicted model, not a curated record